Molecule: messenger RNA, 1180 nt
Organism: Drosophila elegans
Lineage: Eukaryota; Metazoa; Arthropoda; Insecta; Diptera; Drosophilidae
Exons: 2
Coding region: 150-1088 (312 amino acids)
Molecular function (GO): DNA binding
Source: RefSeq, a predicted model, not a curated record
UAUCGAACAAGGAUCGAUGUAUCUGCCAGCUCUAUUUUGCACCGAAAAUAAUUGCAAUUUGAUAAAUAAACGCGACAAUUGCAAACAAUUUGGCCAGGAGCUGCCGAAGGCGUCGAUAGGAUUUGCCGCCGGGGAUUGCUAAUGCAACUAUGGUUGGGAAAAACUUCAAGGCUCUAGCGCACUUUCACCGCCUGACCGAAUACAUAGUACAGUGCAAGCACUGCGACAAAACACUGUCCUCCAAGCACACCUCUUCCAAUCUGACGCGCCAUUUGAUCCGGAAUCACAAGCUCUUGGCCCGCACCAUUUUCGCCGGCGAGGAGGGCAAGAUGCUGGCUGAGCUCAAGGACGAGCUGGAGGCCUCCGUCUCCGAGGAUCUCAGCAUGGAGCUCGCCGAGGGCGAGGGCGAGACCAAGUCGGCGGUGCGCGGCAUUAUGGGCGUGAAAAGGGAGCAGCAGGAGAUGGAGCGGCACAACCACGAGGUGGAGAUGCGCAACAAGGUGAUCGGGAAGAACAAUAAGCUGUGGGCGCACUUCAUCCGUAUCUCGGAGUUCAUGGCCAAGUGCAUGCAUUGCGGGAAAACGCUCUCCUCGAAGCACUCGUCCUCCAAUCUGAUGCGCCACAUUGUGCGGCGUCACAACAAUCUGGCCAAGACCCUCAACCACUCGCACCAGCACUUGAUGACGCCCAAAAAAGAGGUAUUCGGCAGCCUGGAACGACGGCAGGUCGCUGAUCCUCUGGAGAAAGUCAACUUUGACGAUGUGGACAGCAUCAUCGAAAAAGUGGCCGAUCACCUGGACGAAGAGGUCACUUCGAUUUCGCUGCAGGAACCUUUCUAUGAGUACGUGGUGGACAACUCCGACUCCGUGGUGGUGGACAGGUGCGAGGAGCCGGAGCCAGCGGACAUGCACAACAUGAUGCCGCCGGAUAGCGCCUCACUGGCGGAGACCACCACCCAGCUCGACGAGAAGCUCAAGGCGGAGACGAUAUACUACAACGAAAUGGCUGAGUUGGCCAGGGCCAAGCGACGGCUCAUCGAUCUGCAGACCAAGAAGCUUCUGCUCGACAUGAACGUGGUGGACAACUAGCCAACUGACGAUUAUUACUUCUUGUAUUUGUAGGAGGAUAAGAUGGGCAAUAUGAUUAUUUACUCUUAGGAACUAUUAUACUUUUAACGACA